Molecule: messenger RNA, 474 nt
Organism: Caenorhabditis angaria
Lineage: Eukaryota; Metazoa; Nematoda; Chromadorea; Rhabditida; Rhabditidae
Source: the annotation of a GenBank genome assembly
AUGUUCAACUUUUCCGCACUCACCAUUUUAUUGUUGGUUAUUGUUCAGUGAGUUUUUUGGAUUUUGAAAUUUUAUCCUGAAAUUAUGUAAAGAGAUUUUUUCCAGAUUUCUAACUGCAACGUUGCAAACACCUCAAAGUGACAUGGAUUAUGCGGCAUAUGUUUCGAAAUAGUGAGUGGGGAAAAAAGUGUGCCAGGCUUGCAUUUCACUUUUUUUUUCUAGAAUAUGAUCUACAUAGAAUCUCAACAGAACCUCUUUAUCCUCUUCUAGAAGUUCUUGAGGUUCCAGAUCUUCUAGAAUUAUAUCUAGAACUUCCAAACCCUCAAUCAUCAUCUCAUUUUCAGUGAUCUUCUCCGCCCAUCUCGUUACGUCAAACGCGCUCCACACAACAUUGACACCCGCGCUUUGAAUCAAUUCAAAAACUGCUAUUUUUCGCCAAUUCAAUGCGUUUUGAUGGAAAAAAGAAGGAAAUAG